ACUACAUAUGUCUUAUCUUGGUCUUCUCAAAGUAAAUUUUUGGACCAGUGGUAGUAGGUGGUGUUUACAUUUGAGAAGUGUAUGCUUUUCAUAGUUUGUAAUAUAUACAGAUUAAUAUAAUUAUUAUUAAAUUUACAAAAUGUAAUUGUUAGUUACAGACAGUUAAACAAAAUUAAGAUAAAAUGAAUUUAAUUACUGCAUUAAAAUUUUAUAUUACUCGUAUGACAGAAGAAAGUGGACCUGGCAUGAAAGUUCUUUUGAUGGAUAAACAAACGACAAGUAUCGUGAGUUUACUAUAUAGUCAAUCGGAAAUAUUUCUUAAAGAAGUUUAUUUAUUCGAAAGGAUUGACACAAAUGUUCGUAACGAAGGAUUAAAGCAUUUGAAAUGUAUAGUUUUCAUAAGACCAACCAAAGAAAAUAUUGAAUACCUCUGCAACGAAUUAAGGUGCCCCAAAUAUGGCACAUACUAUAUUUAUUUCAGUAAUAUUAUCGCAAAGGCUGAUAUCAAACUUCUAGCUGAAAGUGAUGAACAAGAAGUAGUAAGAGAAGUUCAUGAAUAUUAUGCAGAUUAUUUAGCUAUCAGUCCGCAUUUGUUUUCACUUGGGAUUAAUACAUGCUCGCAAGGCUUGUUAUGGAAUCCAGUACAUCUACACAGAACCGUCCUAGGCUUAAUUUCAGUCUUAUUAUCAAUUAAAAGAUGUCCUUAUAUACGUUAUCAAAAUAGUUCUGAGAUGGCAAAGAGAUUAUCAGAAAAAAUACGCGAAGUAUUAAGUAAAGAAUCGAAUUCGUUCGAAUUUAGACAGGACUCUAGUCCGAUUUUACUAAUAGUUGAUCGAAGAGAUGAUCCUGUUACACCCUUAUUAAAUCAGUGGACUUAUCAAGCAAUGGUUCAUGAAUUAUUAACUAUUAACAACAAUCGUGUUAAUUUAUCACAUGUGAAGGGUAUCUCGAAGGAAUUAAAAGAAGUUGUUCUUAGUGCAGAACAUGAUGAAUUUUAUGCAAGUAACUUAUAUCUUAACUUUGGCGAAAUUGGGCAAACAAUAAAAGAAUUGAUGGAUGAAUUUCAAAAGAAAGCUAAAAAACAUCAGAAAGUAGAAAGUAUAGCCGAUAUGAAAAAUUUCGUAGAAACUUAUCCGUUAUUUAAAAAGUUAUCUGGUACGGUAUCAAAGCAUGUGACAGUAGUUGGCGAACUAUCUUCUCUUGUGGAAAAACAUCAUUUACUGCAAGUAUCGGAAUUAGAACAGGAACUUAGUUGUCAAAAUGAUCAUUCUAUGCAGCUACAAAAAAUAAGGGAGCUGAUUAAUAAUCAACAAAUACGAGAAAUCGAUGCUGUGAGAUUGGUCAUGCUUUAUGCGCUUCAUUAUGAGAAAUAUGCAAGUAAUGAUAUCAAUGGUUUAUUGAACUUAUUGAAAAACAGAGGUGUUUCAGAAAAAUUUUUGAAGCUAAUAUACAACAUAUUAGAAUAUAGCGGAAUUAAUGCAAGGCAAAAUAACUUAUUUGAUCGAGAAGCAGUAGCCAAGAUUACUAAAAAGUUAUUCAAAGGUUUAAGUGGGGUAGAUAAUAUUUAUACCCAACAUACGCCAUUACUGAAUGAAACACUUGAAGAUUUAAUAAAAGGAAAGUUAAGUUUGCAAACAUUUCCAUACCUUGGAAAUACAAUGAUGUCAAAAAGGCCACAAGAUAUCAUCGUUUUUAUGAUCGGAGGAACAACAUAUGAAGAAAGUUUAACAGUCCAUAAUUUAAAUAAACAAAAUCCUGGGAUAAAAAUUAUUUUAGGUGGCACUACUAUCCAUAAUUCUGCAAGUUUCUUAGAGGAGAUUCAACAAGCUACUUCAGGCAUUUUAUCGCGAUACAAAAACAAUAACAAUUGAAACAUUGUUUGUACAUAGUUUGGUUUUAAUUAUUUAUUUAUAUAAUUUGGGAUUAUUUAUAAUGGUUACAAUCAUAUUCCACUAAUAACAAUAUUAAAAACAAAUUGUAGUAUAAAAAAAAAUAGGAAAUUAUAUUAAUGUUAAGUAAAA
Messenger RNA from Bombus terrestris (buff-tailed bumblebee), 2021 nucleotides. RefSeq names its product vacuolar protein sorting-associated protein 45 (gene Vps45). NCBI's taxonomy places the organism in Eukaryota, Metazoa, Arthropoda, Insecta, Hymenoptera, Apidae. Gene Ontology annotation, cellular component: Golgi membrane. Gene Ontology annotation, biological process: vesicle-mediated transport; intracellular protein transport. The record is from RefSeq and is a predicted model, not a curated record. The coding region runs from base 183 to 1871 and encodes 562 amino acids. The transcript is spliced from 8 exons.